Clupea harengus (Atlantic herring) is the source of this 1487-nucleotide messenger RNA. RefSeq names its product biogenesis of lysosomal organelles complex 1 subunit 1 (gene bloc1s1). Gene Ontology annotation, cellular component: BLOC-1 complex. The record is from RefSeq and is a predicted model, not a curated record. Lineage: Eukaryota; Metazoa; Chordata; Actinopteri; Clupeiformes; Clupeidae. Gene Ontology annotation, biological process: endosomal transport.
GGGCACGGAAGUGAAUCUGGGAGGAGAUUUGGUUUCCUGUAAAUGUCAUGUGAGUUUUGCUACCUAACGCUAAGUAAAUAAGGACUCUCAGUAGUAGUAGUUACCGACAUAUUUACUUAAAAUGCUCUCACGAUUGCUAAAAGAACACCAAGCAAAGCAGAACGAAAGGAAAGAGCUUCAAGAGAGACGGAGAAGAGAGGCCAUCACUGCUGCCACUUGUCUAACUGAGGCAUUGGUGGACCACCUGAAUGUUGGGGUGGCCCAGGCCUAUGUGAACCAGCGUAAACUGGACCAUGAGGUGAAAACACUGCAGGUGCAGGCUGGCCAGUUUUCUAAGCAGACAGCCCAGUGGAUCAGCAUGGUGGAGGGAUUCAAUCAGGCACUGAAGGAGAUUGGCGAUGUGGAGAACUGGGCACGCAGCAUAGAGAUGGACAUGAGGACCAUCGCCACGGCACUGGAGUACGUUCACAAGGGCCAGCUACAGGCCUCUUAAACACACACUGACCCCAACAUCACCACUGAUGGACCAACACUCUUUACUAUGAGGUGAUCAGCUCUCACAGGCGGGUGUGUCUGUCACGGGGAUGCUGUGGUCAAGGAAACAUCUGCACGGACUGACUCAGGACUGACGCAGGACUGCUAGGUUGGUCGUAGAUUAAACUCCGGAUGACCCAGGAAUGGAGUCUGAAGUUACUGAACUCUGAAGUCAAGCAUGUUGCCUUUGUCUCUAUGUGUGUUCUUAUGACAGCAGGAGCAAGUAAAGCGUGCAUCUCUCCUGCCAGAAAAGAGAAAAUAUGAGGAUCAGAUGCUAAGAUUUGUUGUCUGUUGAGAACGAUUGUUUUGUUGCAAUGUUUUAUUUCAUGCUUCGCAAAAUGCGCCUAACAGCUAAAGUCAGUUAAGCCAGUUAAAACUGGGAUAGCCUGUAUAAUACAACUCCUCAUGUCCCUCUGCAGUCUGUUUUUCGAGUUAAAUGUAUGACCUGAAGGGUGUUUUGUAAAGCCUGCUUGUAACCGCUACCAGGCAGUUUAGGGGUGUUAUUUUGAACAGCCCAGAUUUAAUUUAAUAUCAAAGAUGCGUAAAUGUCCACCUCACAAAUGACAAAAGCAUCCCAGACAGACUUGACCGGCUGUCUGCAUUAACCCUACAAACUAUAAUAAUCCAAUCUUACAUAAACUACACAAGUCAAGGGUGUCCAACUGUGCAUGUUUCCUCCUGUCACAUUUGAAGAAGGUUAAAUUGAUGUUAAAAUUAUUUAAUACAGUACAGAACAGUAGCCUACAAUAGCUUACAGUAGGGGGGAUUGGUAGGCUAUAGUUAGCAGCCUCAUGUGACAAGGCAGGUAAAGGGGUUCAUUGGUUGCUCAGAGGGGUGUGAUAUAAUGUUGGCUUUACUAACUCUGAGUUUAAUGCACUGAUGUGAGUCUUUGUGGAUGUCACUGUCUCUCAGUUUCAUUUUAAUAAAUUCUGUAAAAAAAAAUCUGUAAAAUC